CGGGCGGGGCGAGUUUGCCCGCGGAGACCUCUUUGGAUGGCCAGAUUCCCAGCCUCCCAGGACGUUCCGGCUCUUACUUCCCAGAAACCUGUGGGUCCGUUUCCGGUGUCCUGAAGGUUUUUGGACUCGGCGAGUUGAGGUGCUCGCGUCGGGGGAAGUAAUCAGCGCCGGGUCAGAACCGGCAGCGAGGGUGGGGGUGACUCCGGGAAGCGCCCGAGUUGAGGAGCCCCGCGUCGCGGACAGGGCAUGUCGCGUUCGGAGCCUCCAGCCUGUGUGCGCGCGAGCGGUUGAGAAGGAUGGUGUGUGACAGCCGGCGUGGCCGGGCCGGGGUGUGUCUCCGUAAUUGUGUUUGCGAUUGGGAAUGUGUGAUGGGGUGAUGAGGUGCGUGGCCUUGUGGUUUUGCUUUGGCCGUUUGUGCUCCAAGUUCCCUCUAGACUUUCUUUGGGCUUGCCAAAGUUAAGUGACCGCAAGAGAAGGAGUCCUACGCUAAGAAGGCAUAGGUCCAGUCUUGGGAGGAGCAUUGUACAUCCGGAAGUGUGCUCAUGACUUGCUCCUAGGAAGACGUGAUGGGGAGGUCCCAGAGGUGAGAUCCCUAGAAGGGGCGCGUCUGGGAACUCCUUGGGAGCCAGCUACCUGUUUCAGGGCCGCUGCAACCAGACCUCUGUCCCCAACAAUUGCUGUCAGCUCAGAGAUAAAGUCCAGCCUUCCCUUCAAUUCCAUUUGGUUUUGUGUGGAUGAAGGCACAUAUGACUCUGGACGGCGUUUUGGUUUUCCGUUUUGGGUUUUGUUUUGUUUUGUUUUUAAGUUAGGUCUGUGCUCCAAGAAAUGUUGGUGUCUCAUGAUUCUUUUUUCCCCCCUACUGCUGCCGGGUUUUUAAGAAGCACCCUGAGGAGGAGGAAAGAACUGUUGCAUAUUUUGAAAUCAAGGUUCAGCUCUGGCUUUUCUGGAUUCUGUGCUUCACCAAUCGAGGAACCCCAUGGAUUAUUAAUUAGUUCUUGCAGUUCUAGAACCAUGACUGAUGGCUUGGUGACUUUCAGGGAUGUGGCCAUCGACUUCUCUCAGGAGGAGUGGGAGUGCCUGGACCCUGCUCAGAGAGACUUGUACAUGGAUGUGAUGUUGGAGAACUAUAGUAACUUGGUCUCAUUGGGUCCUACCCUAGACCGUCAGAAGAGAGUCUGCAUUUACACAAGAUCCCCAGAUUUGGAGUCAACAUAUGAGACCAAAAAUACAAUUUCAGAAAAAGACAUUUUUGAAAUAAAUUUUUCCCAAUGGGAGAUGAAGGAAAGAAGUAAAACUCUUGGCCUUGAGGCAUCCAUUUUCGAAAAUAAUUCUAAGUGCAAAAGCAAAUUUGAGGGACCACAGGGACAUCAAGAGGGAUACUUUAGUCAAAUGAUAAUUAGCUAUGGAAAAAUGCCCACUUAUAGAAAAAGUAAAUCUUUUAGUGCACAUCAAAGAAUUCAUAAUAGAGAGAAACGCUAUGUUUGUAAGGAAUGUGGGAAGGCGUGUAGUCAUGGCUCAAAACUUGUUCAACAUGAGCGAACUCAUACAGCUGAAAAACACUUUGAAUGUAAAGAAUGUGGGAAGGACUUUUUUAGUGCCUAUCGACUCACUGUGCAUCAGAGAUUUCAUACUGGUGAGAAACCCUACGGAUGUAAGGAAUGUGGGAAGACCUUUAGUUGGGGAUCUAGUCUUGUUAAACAUGAAAGAAUCCAUACUGGUGAGAAACCCUAUGAAUGUAAAGAAUGUGGCAAGGCCUUCAGUCGUGGCUAUCACCUCACUCAACAUCAGAAAAUUCAUAUUGGUGUGAAAUCUUACCAAUGUAAGGAAUGUGGGAAGGCCUUUUUUUGGGGCUCAAGCCUAGCUAAACAUGAGAUAAUUCAUACUGGUGAGAAACCUUAUAAAUGUAAAGAAUGUGGGAAGGCCUUCAGUCGUGGCUAUCAACUUACUCAACAUCAAAAAAUCCAUACUGGUAAGAAGCCUUAUGAAUGUAAAGUAUGUGGAAAGGCUUUUUGUUGGGGUUAUCAACUUACUCGACAUCAGAUAUUUCAUACUGGCAAGAAACCGUAUGAAUGUAAGGAAUGUGGGAAGACCUUUAAUUGUGGCUCAAGUCUUGUUCAACAUGAGAGAAUCCAUACUGGUGAGAAACCCUAUGAAUGUAAAGAAUGUGGGAAGGCCUUCAGUCGUGGCUAUCAUCUCACUCAACAUCAGAAAAUCCAUACUGGUGAGAAACCUUUUGAAUGUAAGGAAUGUGGGAAGGCCUUUAGUUGGGGUUCAAGCCUUGUUAAACAUGAGAGAGUCCAUACUGGUGAGAAAUCCUAUGAAUGUAAAGAAUGUGGGAAGGCCUUUGGUAGUGGCUAUCAACUUACUCGACAUCAGAUAUUUCAUACUGGCGAGAAACCCUAUGAAUGUAAAGAAUGUGGGAAGGCCUUUAACUGUGGCUCAAGUCUUACUCAACAUGAGAGAAUCCAUACUGGUGAGAAACCCUAUGAAUGUAAAGAAUGUGGGAAGGCCUUCAGUCGUGGCUAUCACCUCACUCAACAUCAGAAAAUCCAUACUGGUUCCAAAAAUUCCAACUGGCACUCCCACCAACAGUGUAUGAAUGUUCUGCUUUCUCCAUAUCCUUGACAAUAUUUGGCAUCAUCAAUUAAAAAGAAAAGUGUUUGCUACUCUGGUAGGUAUCAUGGUUUACAUUUCCAUUCUUUUCUGAUUAUUUAUUAGCUAUUUGGAUAUUCUUGCAAUAUUUGUCCACUCCUUCCUCCUGACAUUGGAUGUAUUAGGUGUGUCUGGUUUCACAAAGCAUUUGUAAAACUUGUAGGACAGCAUUUACCACCUAGGCAGUGACUCUGUGUGUGUGUGUAUGUGUGUGUGUGUGUGUGUGUGUGUUCCCCCACCAGACAUGAGUUGGUGGCUGUGAUGGAAUCAGUUUUAUCUCUGUAUCUGUAGCUCCCAGUAUGAACCAUGACCCUUAGUUAUUUGAUGUAGUUAGGAUACACUCAGCAAAAAUCAAAAUAGCAAACUAGCCUAAGCAAUGAGGAAGUAUUUCGAGUCAUAUAACAGGCUUUUUUGGGGGGUGAGGAGAGAAGAGGUUCCAGAGAUUUUUGAUUCAUCAGCAAAAUGAAAUAUUCAGAGACUCAGAUUCUCUUCUAUUUUUCACUUUGUCUUCCCCAGUGUUGGCUGGGGUACCAUGAUGGCUGACAGAUUUCUAGACAUUAUAUACAGGCAUGACAAUACUGAGGGAAAAGAGUAGGAGAGAUCAUUUUCUGUGACUCUUAAGGGCAAGGAACAUUUCCCAUUAGUUAACAGUAUGUUUGCUCUUAAACCUAAUUGUUAACUUGGGUCAUAGGUAAUUUCUGAAGUAAUCACUGGUAUACUUUAAAUUAAUUACAGACCCUUGGAGUUUUUAUUUAAAUGUAGCAGGCUCAUAAAUUUUACUGUCUUUUUUUGCAUGUAUGAAGAAAGAACCAGUGAUCCUUUAUUUUAACAACAAAAAAUUUUACAUGUAUAUAUUUCAUAAAACAGAUGACAGUUUAAAUUAAAUGCGUAUAUUAAGACCAUCAAGUAUAAUUACAGACUAAUCAGAGGUUAGUGUUUAUUUCAAAAAGAUAGCAAAAAUUCUGAAGUAUUAAAUUCAGUAUUAGAACAUUUACUAGGAGUUUUUUAUUUUCUGAUUUUUUUUUUUUGUAACUAUGAGGGACAGGGGAAAUAUUAAUGGUUUAACCUUGUAAAAUUUUUUCAUUCUUCCAGAGUCAGAGAAGCCUACUUUUUUAAGUUUAAUUCCUGGAAUUCUGUUAGCUUUAAGGAUGAGAAGGCCAAAAUUAACAAUGUGGAAAUGAAACAAAGGUGUGAUUAGAAUUUGGGGGAAGGGCGCCUGGGUGGCUCAGA
Molecule: messenger RNA, 3882 nt
Organism: Leptonychotes weddellii (Weddell seal)
Lineage: Eukaryota; Metazoa; Chordata; Mammalia; Carnivora; Phocidae
Gene: ZNF283
Product: zinc finger protein 283
Biological process (GO): regulation of immune system process; negative regulation of transcription by RNA polymerase II; regulation of cytokine production
Cellular component (GO): nucleoplasm
Molecular function (GO): RNA polymerase II cis-regulatory region sequence-specific DNA binding; DNA-binding transcription repressor activity, RNA polymerase II-specific
Source: RefSeq, a predicted model, not a curated record